This is a messenger RNA of Cuscuta epithymum, 487 nucleotides long. Lineage: Eukaryota; Viridiplantae; Streptophyta; Magnoliopsida; Solanales; Convolvulaceae. The record is from the annotation of a GenBank genome assembly.
UGGAACUCUUUUACUCAAGCAUUGACCAGACGCUUCCAGCCAGGCAUGGUCAAGGAUCCUCUGGGGCCUUUAUUCAGUUUGAAGCAGAAAAAUACCAUAGAGGAAUAUCGAGACAAAUUUGAGACUGCAAUUGCUACACAUGGACACUUAACUGAAGAGGUAUUGAAAGGAGCGUUUCUUAAGGGCCUCAAGCGUGAUGUAAAAGCUGAGUUGAAGCUAUACUCUACAAGAACUUUGGCUGAAGUUAUGGAUGUGGCUUCUUUAAUUGAGAACAAGAACUCUGAAGCCUUGAUUGUUAAGAAUAAAGAGGAAGAAAGAAAAACAGGACAGAGCUAUCCUAAAUGGGGAGAUGGUAGUCGAAAUAGUUAUAAUCUGGCAUCUACAAAUCAAUUGAUGAAGAACUCAGAUGGUAGCAAGAAGCUGGAAGAAGGAUCAAGUUCUGUUUCUAUGAAGACAAGUCCCAGAUUAUCACAGAGUGAGCUGCAAG